Trypanosoma brucei brucei TREU927 is the source of this 378-nucleotide messenger RNA. RefSeq lists its product as hypothetical. Bases 1 to 378 code for a protein of 125 amino acids. NCBI's taxonomy places the organism in Eukaryota, Euglenozoa, Kinetoplastea, Trypanosomatida, Trypanosomatidae. The record is from RefSeq and is a predicted model, not a curated record. The transcript has a single exon. Gene Ontology annotation, cellular component: nucleus. Gene Ontology annotation, molecular function: RNA binding.
AUGACGACAGGAAAGAGCGACCGCCCCAGGAACUCCGUCCGGGUUGGCUAUCGCGGUACUAAAUUUCUAUUUGUUGAUAUAACCAAGCACCUUUUGCACGAUGGCGAGAAGGAAGUAUAUGUUUCUGCUCUCGGUGGCGCCAUCAACGAAGCUGUGUCCGUUGUGGAGAUGCUGAAGGAUCAGCAAAUGGUGGUUGUAAAAAAAAUCACCACCUCGCGACAGGUCAGUGAGGAACCAGACGACGGCCCUGUCGACAAAAUCGAAAUCGUUGUUACGAAAGCAGAUGGUUUCGACGCGAAAUAUGAAGAGCAACAAAAGGCUCGCGAAGCUAAGAGGCUCGAAAAGGAGAAAAAUGAGAAGGAGAAGGCUACAGCGUAA